Messenger RNA from Micromonas commoda, 1067 nucleotides. RefSeq lists its product with no specific name. Gene Ontology annotation, cellular component: starch grain; chloroplast stroma. Gene Ontology annotation, molecular function: starch binding. The coding region runs from base 96 to 968 and encodes 290 amino acids. NCBI's taxonomy places the organism in Eukaryota, Viridiplantae, Chlorophyta, Mamiellophyceae, Mamiellales, Mamiellaceae. Gene Ontology annotation, biological process: regulation of starch metabolic process; starch metabolic process. The transcript has a single exon. The record is from RefSeq and is a predicted model, not a curated record.
AAAAUCCCUCCGGCAAGGACGAGAGAUCCUCCAUUCGCGCCCCCGGAAGCACGCGCCCGCCCGAGCGCGGCACCGGCAUCGCCAGGGAGUUCGACAUGAUCGUCGACUUUGACGCCGAGGAGCGCAGCGAGACGGACGACGACGGCAACGCCUUCUUCAGCAAAUCCGGGGUGGACACCGGCGACGGCGGGUACCGAUGCAGGUGGACCGUCACCGGACGCACCGCCAAGGACGGCACGUGGGAGUAUCGCGCGACGCACUGGGAGAAGGCGGACUGGUCCGGGUACAAGGAGCUCGGCGCCGAAAAGUCGGGAUUCGACGACGCCUCGGGCGACACGUGGUGGGAGACCUGGCGGCAGGUGUACCGGCGAGAGAACGGGGACGCAUCGGGUUCUUCCGACACGUCGGGACCCGCGCUCAUCGAGCGAAGCGCGGACAAGUGGGCGAGGGACAAGCACAAGAAGGAGUGGCAGGAGAAGUGGUGGGAGCGCUACUCGGACGCGGGGUUGGUGGAACGCGGGGUGGAGAAGAGCGGCCGGCAGGGCGUGCAGGCGUGGUGGGAGAAGUGGGGCGAGCAGCGCGACGACUCCGACGGCGGCGGCGACGUGAUCAAGUGGACGGAUAAGUGGGCCGAGAACGGCGCCGGGACUCGGUGGGGGGACAAGUGGGAGGAACGCUUCGGAGCCGACGGCAGCGGCAAGAAGGUUGGCGAGACGUGGAGGGUCAACGCGGGCGGCGAGCGGUGGAGCCGAACGUGGGGCGAGAGCGUGGGGUCCGACGGAGAGAUUCGCACGUACGGUCAGAGCACCAGCGGCGAGCAGUGGGACACCACGGAACAGGGGAACAGCUCGCGGGACAACUCGAGCAGGUGGGAGGACGCCAAGGAGGCUGCGGAGUACGGCUGGGAGCAGGCGGUGGCCGACUCGACGCGCAUGCUCGCCAUCGAGACGCCCCCGAGGGAGAAAUGAGCCGAUGACGGGACACGCGAUCGACGGGUGGAGGCGAUUUCGGUCGCCUCGCGGGGUUUAUGCAAGGGAUUCAUUUGAAUGACAGACACUGUAAGUCUU